GAAGGCAAAAUUACCCCACUUACUCGGGCUCAUGUUCAUAGUCAUGGAGAAGGAGAAAAAAUGGCUCAAUACCUUUAUUCCGUCACUCAGCACGAAACCCUGAACGAUUCCGAAUGCGCUAUGCUUAUUAUCCUCGGUCUUAUGUUAAAAAGAUUUGAUAUUGCAUGGGAUUUAAUUCAGCGCCGUCCGGAGUUAGUCAUUGCUAAGGAUUUUUACGGGAGAACACCUUUAAAUGAACUAGCUGGUAUAAGUUCUGCAUUCCUAAGUGGAAGCUCGCUCAAUUUCUGGGAACAAUGGAUUUAUGACGGCAUACAAAUAAAACCAAUGCGUACCAUUGAGGAACCUAUUCCUACCACUGAUGAUGAUGUUUGUAUAGACGUUGAAAUACCGGAAGAUGGCGACCAGAGUAAUAAAAGGCAAAGGCAUCUCAUUUGCUCAGGUACAAGUUUAUUUCGUGGACUAGUUGUCAAAACCUUCGGUAAACUUUUGGGAUUCAAUCGUAUAUAUCGAAUGAAAUUGGCCCAUGUUCGGAUCCUUGAAUUUCUACCUCGUAUGUGUGAAGUGACGAAAAAUAAAGAUGUCAAAGAAUUGCAAGGCUUGAAAACAGCAAUGUUCCUAGCAAUAAAAAAAGGGCAUGUGGAGUAUAUUACUCAUUUAUGCAGAGCAAAUUAUAAACUCCUUUACAUCACCAAUGAAAAAGGCCGGAACAUCUUUCAAUAUGCAGCUGAAUGUCGUCAACAUAAAGUUUUUAGUCUAUUAUAUGGACUAGGUGAUCAACGUAACUGGGAAUGGUUCGUAAGUAGUAAAGAUGAGUCCAGCAAUAACAUGCUGCAUGUGGUAGGAACUAUUUCUUCCGCCGCACAGAUUAAUCUUAUUCGAGGUGCAGCUUUGCAAAUGCAAAGGGAACUGCAAUGGUUCAAGGAGGUGGAACGUUUUGCACUGCCUGUAGAUCAUGAAUUAAUAAAUAAAAUGGAUGAGAUGACACCACGUGAAUUGGUUACCAAGGGUCACAAGCACUUGGUGAAAGAGGGUGAAAGGGCAAUGAAAGAUACAGCAACAUCUUGCACAGUUGUAGGGGCUCUCAUCGUUACUAUCAUGUUUGCUGCAGCGUUUACGAUUCCUGGUGGAAAUAAACAAGAUACAGGUCUUCCUAUAUUCUUAAGUAAGAGGGCAUUCAUAAUUUUUAUAGUUUCAGAUGUUAUAUCGCUCUUUUCUUCCACAACUUCAGUAAUGAUAUUUUUGGGAAUUCUCACAUCGCGUUAUGCCGAACAUGAUUUCCUCAAAUCAUUGCCAACAAAAAUGAUAUUAGGCCUUAUCACCCUUUUUUUAUCUAUCGUGGCAAUGAUGACAGCUUUUUCUUCAGCCCUUUCCAUUAUGCUUCAUGGAAAAUCUUCUAUUGCUAUUCUACUUACUUUGCUUGCAAGUGUUCCAGUUGCAUCUUUCAUAUGGAUGCAAUUUCGCCUCCUUCUUGAGUUAGUCAUUUCUACUUAUGGAGCAGGCGUGUUUGACAGGAAAAUAAAAAAUUGGCCUUUUGAAGACCCUAAAUACUCGGCCUCGUGUUAAUGUUAUUAUAAAUGAUGCUUAUUAGUUUUGGAUUGCUACAAUUUUUUUUGAAGUUUGUAAUGAAAAGUUGUUUGGAUCCUGUAUAAUGAAACCAAAUCCACCCUGGUUGUAAUGAAAAGACAUUAAUGUACAUGUUUAAACAUUUA
Messenger RNA from Pyrus x bretschneideri (Chinese white pear), 1709 nucleotides. RefSeq names its product ankyrin repeat-containing protein ITN1-like. Bases 61 to 1563 code for a protein of 500 amino acids. Lineage: Eukaryota; Viridiplantae; Streptophyta; Magnoliopsida; Rosales; Rosaceae. The transcript is spliced from 6 exons. The record is from RefSeq and is a predicted model, not a curated record.